Trichogramma pretiosum is the source of this 1815-nucleotide messenger RNA. It is a transcript of the gene ICA69, whose product is annotated as islet cell autoantigen 1. The record is from RefSeq and is a predicted model, not a curated record. Gene Ontology annotation, biological process: regulation of transport. The transcript is spliced from 4 exons. The coding region runs from base 207 to 1766 and encodes 519 amino acids. Gene Ontology annotation, molecular function: protein domain specific binding. Gene Ontology annotation, cellular component: Golgi apparatus. NCBI's taxonomy places the organism in Eukaryota, Metazoa, Arthropoda, Insecta, Hymenoptera, Trichogrammatidae.
UCAAGGAUACACCACCGAGCUACUCGUUGUUGAAGAAGGGGUUAUUGUUUCGUCGAGGGUAAGAAUACUGUAUAAUACACGUCAUUAUAUCGAUGCGAUUGUUUGUCGUAUUUUUGUUGUUGUUGUUUGUUGAUUUUCCCAUCGUUCUAACGAUCGAGCUGUCAUUAUAGCUUCCAAGCUUUUUAUUUACUCGAUACAACUUAGCGAUGGAAUUGCCAAUUUUAGAGGACAUCUGGAAGAGCCAAUCCUCGAAGAUGCAGCACCAGUUCUGGCUGACGAAGCAGGCCCUGUCGCGCAAAUUCGGCCGCAAGGAGGACGAGUGCAUCGUCGCCUCGGACGCCGAGCUCGACGCCAAGCUCGAGCUCUUCCGGAACAUACAGUCGUCCUGCGCCCUGCUCCAGCGGAUCAUCGACAGAUAUCAAGAGGCCAUAUGUUGUAAGCUUUCUACAUUGUAUAUAGCGCGCGCGAACGAUAUCGAUAAAAAAAUCAUCACCAACAACAACAACAACAAAUAUUCGACAGAUCUGUCGCAAGAGACGAGCGCCAUGGGCCGCUUCCUCAAGGAGAACAGCGCCGACGACAAGAGUCGGGCCGGCGAGGUGAUGCUCGCCGUAGCCAAGGCGCUGAUCUAUUGCGCCCAGCAGCAGCUGACCCUUCACGAGCCCCUCGUGCGCUUCCACCAGGAGCUCGAGACGUUCCGCCAGCGGGCCAUCGGCGACACCCACCAGAACGUCCUCGCCAUGGAGAAGGCGCGCACCGAGUAUCGCGCCAGCCUGUCCUGGAUGAAGGCCGUGUCCCAGCAGCUCGACCCGGCCUCGAGCAAGCAGCUCGACAAGUUCAAGCGCGUCCAGGACCAGGUGCGCCGCGGCAAGCUCAACUUCGACAAGCUCGGCCUGGACUGUCUGCAGAAGGUCGAUCUGCUGGCCGCCGCGAGAUGCAACAUGCUCAAUCACACGCUGACGUUCUAUCAGAACAGGUACAUAGCCUACGGGAGCAAGUCGGCCAAGGCGUACUCGACCACGCUGAAGAACAUCGAGAACAUAAGGAGCAGGCAGGCCGACAGCGAGUGGAGGAGGAUCGAGAAACUCGUCACGGAUCGGACGCGGGGUGCCGCUAAAAGCAACGGCGACAAGAGCAAGGAGAAAGCAAAAGCCAAGACGCCGACGACGAGCGAAGAUCAGCCACAGUCGGAGAACGGUUCCUCGUCGCUGAUCGGCGAUCUAACGUCCGCGCCGGAAAAUACCAUUCAAACGGAUCGGUUGAUCGCCGUCGAAGAAAGCGUGCCGAGUACGAGCGACGACGCUACCGCCGGUGCUUCGUCCUCCAUCGGCGAUCUCCAGGGUCUGAACGUCAACGCAACCGCCACAGCGGCGAAUCCUGUCUACUACGACGAGCUGCAGCAGGCCCUCAUGUCCGAGUGCAAGAGCAUACUGCAGGACAUGCAGCAGCAGCAGCAGCAGCAACAGAGCAACACCGCCAGCGACGACGGAUCGAAAUUCGAUUGGCUCACCGACGACAAGGACAGCUUCAUGCCGAUGGAGCUGCUGAAGCAGAGUUUGAAGAGCGCCACCACGUCCUCGUCCUCGCCCGAUGCGGCCAAGAGUCAAGGCAAAGAUCUGCUCGGUGAUAGCAAAGGAGAUGUAGCAGCAGCUAAAGCGAAAAAAGGUACAAGCGCCAAGUCCUGGAUGAACUUGUUCGAGGACUUGGAUCCUCUGUCCAAUAACGCCGCCGAGAAGGCCAGCAAAAACGAGAGCUUUCUCGCUUGAAUUUUAGUUGCGCUCUUUUAUAAAGUAUUAUUAUAAACAAAUUAUAUAA